AUGUUUAUCGACACGAUAGACGAAGUACACUUCUCAGUCCGCAACGCACUCAUUUUAGCACUAUCUUGUAUAAUUUUAUACACAGUUCUUCUCACAAUAUACCGUCUCCACUUCUCACCCCUAGCCCACUUCCCAGGCCCCAAGAUCUCAGCAGCCACAGGAUGGUACGAAACCUACUACCAAAUAGUAAAAGACGGAGGCGGCCAAUUCACAUUCAAGAUAGCAAAAUGGCACGAACAAUACGGCCCAAUCCUCCGCAUCUCCCCCCACGAACUCCACAUCUCCGACCCCUCAUACAUCGAAACCAUAUACUCAAACGGCAAAGCCAUCGACAAACCAGAUUACUUCUCCCACCAAUUCGGCACCCCCGGCAGCAUCUUCGGCACCGUCCCACACGAACUGCAUAAGCAAAGAAAAGCAGCUAUUCAACCUCUCUUCUCUACACAAAGAGUGUCUGAGCAAUUACCUCAAAUCCUGGACCAAGCGGCCAAGCUCUCAAAACGGGUGUCUGAUGAGUAUGCAGGAACGCAACAGGUGUUGAAUCUAGGUGAUAUGCUAUCUUGUUUUGCCGGCGAUGUGAUUAUGAAAUUUGCGUUUGAUCGAGAAUUUAAGUACCUCGACUCGCCUGAUUUUCGGAAUCCCUUCACCGCGUCUUUUGUGGGGUUCAAGGCGUUCGCGCAUUAUACGAUUCAAUUCCCGUGGCUUCCUAGGUUGUUGGCUAAAUUACCUGAUGCGGUGGCUGUUAUACUGAACCCUGAUUUGAAGCCGAUUGUUGAGUAUAAACAUAAUAUGACAGCACAAAUCAACGCCAUAAAACAAGCUAGAGACAAAGGCGAAAAUAACCCAGCUAAGGGAACGAUCUUUAACGAAGUCCUCGACUCAAAUCUUCCCGCGUCUGAAAAAACAACGACGAGAUUGUCAGAUGAAGCAGCGGGUAUAGUAGGCGGUGGAAUCGAGACCACCAAGUGGUCAGCGACGGUGAUGUGUUUUCAUAUCAUCAAUAACCCCCCAAUACACAGUCGACUGCGUGACGAGCUCAAGAAUGCUUUUCCAGAUGGUUUCGAGGUCCAUGAAUUAGCUCAACUGGAAAAUCUACCAUACUUGAUGGCUUGUGUGAAAGAAGGCCUUCGUCUCUCAUACGGCUCCAUGACACGCUCCCCGCGUAUCCACCGCAAUAAAGCACUGCUUUACAGGAGUUACACUAUACCUCCCGGCACACUUGUUUCAACCGAUGCAUGGCACGCCCACCACAACGAACGCGUUUUCCCGGAUAGUUUUGAGUAUAUUCCGGAACGUUGGUUGGGGAAUCCUAAGGGUCUGGAUGGAGAGAAAAAGUUGUCUACAUACGCAUUAUACUUCGGACGCGGAACACGCAUGUGUCUUGGAAUGCAUCUCGUUUACGCGGAGCUAGCCAUCAUUAUUGCGAUGUUAUUCCGCUCGUUUGAAUUCGACUUAUUCGAAACCGAUCGAACCGAUGUGGAUUGUCACUUCGAUCAGAUCGCACCUGGCGUCAAGCCUGGAAGUAAAGGGGUGAGAGUUUUGGUCAAAUCUGGGCUUCCUUAG
Molecule: messenger RNA, 1563 nt
Organism: Glarea lozoyensis ATCC 20868
Lineage: Eukaryota; Fungi; Ascomycota; Leotiomycetes; Helotiales; Helotiaceae
Product: Cytochrome P450
Exons: 5
Coding region: 1-1563 (520 amino acids)
Molecular function (GO): oxidoreductase activity, acting on paired donors, with incorporation or reduction of molecular oxygen; heme binding; monooxygenase activity
Source: RefSeq, a predicted model, not a curated record